GAAGACGGCAGCCACAAACAAACAGCUGAUUUCAUAUGUAUACAUAUAAACAACAGUUUGGCAUUCGGCAUAUGUAAUUGAUAGAGUUAAGUUGUUUACAUUUAAAAUGAACAGCCCAGAAAAUAUAGUUAAUUUGGUGACAACGAUUGCUAAAAUUGCAAAUAUAGUAAAUACGGCUAAUGAGUUGUACAAAAAGCUACAGGAAAGCAACAGAGGGUUGAACAAGGAGCUACAUGAAAGCAACGAUAGCAGGAGUGUGAGCCCGGUUAACUCGAACCAAGCUGAAGCUUUCUUUGAAACCGAUGUUAAACAGCCAAAAGAAUACGAUGAGCAUUUUUUUAAAGCUACUCCUUUGAAUGGUACUAGUUUCAGUUUAUUAUUAUCAAGAUUAAGAAAACGAAUGAUGCGAUGGCCCAGAAACAGGAAGGCAGUUGCGCCCGAACAGCGUUUGGCAAUAACAUUAAUGUUUUUGACAGAAGGAUGUCAUUUUCGUGUGAUUUCACAGGCAUACAAUCUUGGACUUACAACAAUACGAAAGCUCAUAUAUGAAACAUUGGACGCUAUUUGGGAAGAAUUACAUUAUGACUAUUUGUCACCUCCAAACGUGAGCGAACUUAAAGACAUUGCAGAAAAGUUUUAUGUAAAGACUGGCAUGCCGAAUUGCAUGGGAGCUAUUAAUGCAAAGCACAUUCAUAUAACAAGGCCAAAAGACGGCGGAUCUGUGUACUACAAUUUCAGAAAAAGUUUUAGCAUUGCCGUAGUGGCAAUAUGUGAUGCUGAUUACGUGUUCAGACAUGUAGACGUCGGUGCGGAAGGAAGCCGUAGUGAUGGUGGAAUACUUGCGCGCAGUGCCUUUGGCAGAAAACUCCUAGAUGGCACUCUAGAAGUUCCACAAGACACAAACUUACCGGGUACAUCGACUCGCUUUCCGUAUUAUUACGUCGGGGACAAUACGUAUCCACUGAAACCAAAUUUAAUGCGACCAUUUCCCGGCCGCAAGCUAUCGGAAGAUAAAGAUAAAUAUAAUAGAGCAUUAAAUAAAGCGCGAGAGCACAUAGAAAACGCUUUCGGAAUUUUGGCCACUCGCUGGAGAGUGCUGCAGACUACAAUACAUGCUAGCCCAGAAAAUACAGAGAAAAUUGUUUUAGCUACGAUAAUAAUUCAUAACUUUUUAAUGUUACAAAAUGACACGGACUACUUCACACUUGAACUUGUUGACCACACAGUGGACAAUGAAGAGAUAGACGGCCGAUGGCGAGAAAAUGCAAAUUUCCUUAAAACAUUUCAACUAGGAUUUUCUAAUCGCUCAUCGACACAAUCAUUUGAGUUACGCGAAAAACUAAAAGAAUUUAUUUCAAGUAAUACUGUGUAAUAUUAAUACUUUUCAUAUAAUAUUAUAUUUGUCAUUAAAGCUUGAAGCUUGUUUUACUUUACAAAAAA
Messenger RNA from Bactrocera dorsalis (oriental fruit fly), 1440 nucleotides. RefSeq lists its product as uncharacterized. The record is from RefSeq and is a predicted model, not a curated record. The transcript is spliced from 2 exons. NCBI's taxonomy places the organism in Eukaryota, Metazoa, Arthropoda, Insecta, Diptera, Tephritidae. Bases 107 to 1372 code for a protein of 421 amino acids.